CCUUCGUUGAAGUAACAUUGCGGCGAUCGGAUCAGCAAGUCGUAUUAUUCAAUUGUUCGGAAAAAUUUUAUUUCGAUUUUUGAAGUGCCGCAAAAUUAAUUCCACAUUCGAUACGUACGAUACAUUAAUUCGGAACGUUGCAGAUAUUAUUUCACUUUUAAUACAUUUUAGAGUGCAAAAUCAUUGUCAGAGUUUAAUAUGUCGAUGCGAUAAAAAUUAUGAAUACGUAAUUUUUAAGAGAAGAAAAGUGAUUGUAAUCGAAGUGAAAAAAUUUGGCGGAAAAAUAAAUAGUUUUAAGAAUAAUGAAUAAUCGCCGAAAACCGACUCACGGCCGAUGCGUGGUGCUGACAAUUGCUAUCAUUGCGUGCAUGUUGGCUGUAUUUAUUAAGACGGGUGAAGGCAAGCCUCACAUCAGGCACCACCGGGACGGCUCGCACUGCAGCAGAUGCGGUCCAGGCUGGGGCGUGAUUAGCCGCUGCGCCCGCGGCCGCGACACCGUGUGCGGAAAGUGUCCCGCUGGCACGUACAGCCCGCAUCACGGCACUCAGCCCUGCUGGAACUGCGCCAGAUGCGGCCCGGGUUUAUACGAGGCACAUCCGUGUACCUCGCGCACCGACACCGUCUGCGACUCCUGUCAUCGUCCAAUGCCGGACAAUCCCGAUUAUCGGCGCAAGUGUGAGGGUCGCGCGAGGUUCUUCCUCGCACCGGAGGACGCGCGAAACACCGCCGAAGAGAGCGUGCUGGUGAACGAACCGGCGUACCGUUUCCAGCUCAACGACAGGGAGCAGAUACUCGAGAGAGACGUGGAGGCUAUCCUAAGCGACAAAUCGGCCGCUCGAUCAAAGCAUCUAUCGAGAAUCUAAUUAUCAUAUGAAUUCUAAUUCUGAAUAAAAUGUAUUAGAGUACGUAUUCUUCGUUCAUCGCGGAUAAGAUGGAAACAAAAGGUUUUGGAACAGUAUUAUUCAGUUGUUACAAGAUUUUCGAAAGAUUGAACUAGAAUACUCAAGAAAUAAGCGGAUCACGCAGAAUAUAAAAUCUGAUAGAUUCGAAAAUAGAAAAUUAGAGGAAUAAUGUAUGUAUGUUCGAUAUCCAUCUUUUAAUACUAGUCAAUUAAUAUUUAAGAGAAUUGAUAUUUGAUUGAGAAGUAGCGUACGAUCUCGGUACAAUGUUCGGUUUGCAUUCAAAUGGAAAUAUAUUAUUUUCUCUUGUUCAUCCAUUAUACACACACACACACACACAGAGGAAUUCCGAUUAUUCUGCAUCGUACAAUGCAACAAAUGGAAAAAGCUCUCUAUAUUCCAAGUAUAAUUAGCAAUAUCAAGUAUAAGUAGCAUAUAAAAAAGUUUCUUUUCUCUUAUACGAGUAAAUGAUUAUUCUUUCAAUAUUAAGGUCUACGUCGCAUAUAUAUCGUAAUAAAAUAUUUAAUGUAAUUCAACGUUAUCUGCGUAUAGGUGCUACAGAUUAUUUUCCAGCUUUUAUAUCGAAAUUUUUAUACAGCCAUUUUUGAAUUUUAGAAUAUAUUUUUAUGAAAAUUUUUGUGAUUAUAUUUUUCGUGCAUUUGAAUAUAUAAAUUUUGCACAUAUCACAUAUAUGCGUAGAAAACUCGCUGUUACCAUUGAUUGAUGAAAAGCUCGUAUACUUAUAACUAAUCGAUAUAUUCGAAUCCACGUAAAUGCGGUCUUUCGAGUUUCAUUUGGGAUUAGCGCGACGCGUAAUGCAGAUGUCAGAGGUCGCAUUUAGUUUUUGAUUAUUAUUUUCCAUUUCAUCGAAAAGCAUUUUGGUGUCUCCGGUGAAUUCGAUAUUCCUGUCAAAUAUUCGGCAUUUUUGGGUCGAUCAUCAGCAGAUGUGAUUUAAAUAAGAUACAAGCGAGCGCUGCAAAUUAUAAUGUCCAUGUUGCUAUUCAAUAUGGCCGUUUACAUUUUUUAAUAUUAUUUGUACAUAUACAGUUCUGUUUACGGAUAUAGAUCUUUUUGUCUACUACACACAAACUUGCGGUGUGAAUAAACUUUGAUGCUAUAACAUUUCCAAAGACCUUUCGAUAUCAUUAUGCUCUUAUUUCGUUAGAUAGGUAAUGCUCAUCUCUAAUUGAUACAUUAUAUAUAUCCUAAUUUUGAAGAUUGCCAUCUACGGCUUUUUUUACUCGAAAGAACUGAUUAUACAUAUCGAUAAACGAGAAUGUGCCAAGUUCGAUACGUUUAAGAUGAAAGUUUCGUCGACACAUGUUCUCGUUUGAUUUCAGUAGAUAAUAUUAUAUCGGUUCUCAACAGCGCGUUAAGCUUCCAGAAAUUAUUUUCGAAACGAGAACGCUGUGGGUCACUUAUCAAAAAUAGAGAAGCCAAAGUAUACCUAUUUUAUUUUAUUUUGACUUUCAUCUUUUUAAUGAUACGUCACGAUUGGUUCAUCCAGUAUAUUUAAAAUUAAGGAUAAAACAAUAGAUAAAAGGAAAUUACAAAUAAACUAUUUAUAUAUGCAAGAUAUUCCAAAAAAUAUUUUACGAACAAAUAUAUUUUCGGAAUUAGACAUAUAUAUAUAUAUAUAUAUAUAUAUAUAUAUAUAUAUAUCGUUUUUUUUAUUUAUUUGACGAUAUUUAUACUUAAUAGCAAUUCGAUAUUUAUACUUAUAACAAUUUGAUAUUCAAUUAAUUCUCAUUGGUUAAUCCCCUUAAGUGUCGCGCAAUUGAUAAAACUGAUAGGACUAGCAAUUCGGCGAAUUAAGUUGACUCUAAUAUCGUUAUAUAAAAGCUCGCAUUCUUAGUGUGCAUUUAAAGUUAAACGCGACUCAAUUUUAUCUAUAUAUUUUUGUUUUUAUACAUAAAUGUGAAAUUCAGAGUAGACGAUUGUAUCUAACAUUGAAUGAAACGACAAAUACAAAUGAGAUUAUACAAGCCAACAUGGCUUAUUGUCUAAAUCUAGAUACGUUGAUAAGAUAAUUUACACGCGGACUUCGCCACGAGACGAUACAUUAUCACAGAAAAUACUCGAAUAACAUCAAUAUCCAUUGUUGUAUCUGCAUAUCUAAUCAAAUAUUUUGUGUAUUAAUUACUUCUUGAAUCAUGAAACGUUUGUUAUUUCAUAUAUUAGCAAAUUUCAUAGUCAAAUAAACACAUGUAUGCGUAAGUAAACAAAUGUCAAGUUACACGCAAUUGGAUAGAUCAGCCAGAUGUGGCUUAAAUUAUAACGCUAUGAAAGAAAUAUAUCAAAUAAUACUAUUAAUUUAUCUUGAUACUACACUUUUAUGAGUAAGUUAUUUGUAAAUAUGUCAUAUAAUGAAACACUAUCUAAACAUUUCUAUCGCUUUAUUCAUCAUACCAUUUCGAUCCUUUAUCGUAUAUUUAAUUGUUACGUUCGUAUGAAGAUACAUUUUUCAGGAACAUAACUUUGGAAAAGUUCAUUCAAUAAACAGCAAACAUAGGACGCAUUUCUUGAAUAGAGAUUGUGGCCCCUUUAAUAUAGUUGCUUGUACUUUCAUGUUAUAACACUAAUCACAUUAAAUCAACGUUCGCAAUAACUUUGACAAUUACAUAAAACGAAGCGACACUAUCGAAUAUAUUUGAAUAAAUGGAGGCAAUUGUCGGACUAAUGAAAGAAUCGAGAGAAUCAAACAGAUACAAAAUAAAUCGGUAAUUUUCUUUUCACUCUGAAAGGAAGAAAGAACAUUUAUGAAUAUACAUUUAUGAAUAACAUUUAUGAUGAGAAUCGUUAAAAUCAUACUUGGAAGAGAAAGAAAAAUGUAAAUAAAUAUACGUUCUGCAGGAGUCUAAAAAUUACUUUCGCAUAACGAGAUUGAAAUGCGAUUUUCAAACUUUCUUAAAUUUAUCUUAAAGCUUUUUUAAAACUCUUCGAAGCUCGGAAUUUGAAGGAUCAAAGGAUGAAUUUGUAAUAAAAAAAAAAAAAAAAAAUAAGUAUAUUCGAACAAUGUAUAUAGCUAGAACAAAAAGAAAUCCGUUACAAUAUUCGCUGCGAGAUGAACGCCAAGAGAAAUAACAGCCAAACUCAGCUGGAGAUCAAGAUCAAUACACGUCCAUUAAUUCUAAUUCGACUUUAAAGCCGCGACGGUCAGGAGCCAACAACAGCCACGGCACAACUCUUGCGUAUGCUACACGAAGCAAUAAAUAUAAUCUCGAUAAUUAUAAAAGAACGAAAAAUCAAAAUCUACGAAUAUUAUCAUACGAUACAUUCGGCUCGUUCUUUGCAGAUAAUUACUCUUUUCCACUCGCCGACUGUUUUUUUUUUUUUCUUUUUUUGGAAGGCAGGGGAAUUGGUUCACAAUAGAGAGGGUCUACUAUUAAAUUCCUACAAUUCCUUUAAAUUUCUCCUUUAAAUCUGUACACGAUUAGACCGUAAUGAAGAAGAGACAACGACAGAGGAUGACAAUGCGAGAAGAUAUUUCAUGGGACACAUGAAAAACACUCCCUUUAAUUUCUUUCGCGAUCAAAGAAAUAUUUUUAAGAUGUUAUACAUUCGAAUAUCCGAAUGUUGAAAUAUCCCGAUAAUAUUGUGAAAUAAUCUUGAAAUAGAAAGAAAUAGGCUCUACAAAUAAUUUAAUGCGCAUAAAAACUUAAAAAGAAAUUUUUGAUAUUACGUCGCAUCUGACUUUGCGAGUAUAUUCAAUUGGCCAACUAAUCCCGUAAAUUCUACAGUAGGCGUAACAAUGAAAAUUACACGAGUAGUACCAUUCGAGAUAUUCGAAUUACGAAUAUUCGAUUGUACAUUGUGUUCGAAUAUCGAAUCGUAUCGACAUUGAUUGCUUCGAUCGCCGGUUGAUCGGAUCGCAUCGCCGCAUAAUAAUCUAACAAUUGUGUUUCGCACACACAUUUCUCUCUUAAUAUAUAAUUCCUAUAUUUAUAAUAUAUAUAUGAAGGUAUGUAUAUAUAUUUAUAUUGCAUAUAUAUUAACGUAACUUUCAUUUGAAUGUUAAAUGGCCCGCACACGAUUCAUCAAUUCGCGUAAAUUUUUUGCAUAAUGCUUAUCUAACGUGAUUUGAUUUUAACAUUGCCAACAACUUCAACUUCAUUUAUUUGUGUUCGUAAUAAUUUUUUUAAAGCGUCGAAUCAUGUACGAGUCUUUAAAUCUAAGCGCAAAACACGUGGUUUUCACCUCUAUAUUAUAAUAAACGAGCGUGAACGCAAAGAUAAAAGGAUAUUAUUAUAAAUCUCGUUGGUUUUCUUAAAACAUAAUUUUACCGAAUAUCUAUAAUCUUUCUCGCAAAUCCAUGACUGGUAGUCGAUAGUGGCGGUCGAAGGUUCAUGUCAAUCAGUUCGUUUAUUUUUUUUUAUUCAUAAUUUUCGGAAGAACAAGUCUCGAUAAAAUGACAAACUUAUACUAUGAGAUUCGUUAAAAAAAGUUGCGUGCAAUAUAUAUAUAUAUAUAUAUAUAUAUAUAUAUAUAUAUAUAUAUAUAUAUAUUGAUAAAAAUUACAAAAUGUUUGAUAAUUAGUACAUUAUUAGAUAUAUAUAAUUUUUAUAACAUUGUAAAAAAACUAUGAAUGAAAAAUAUACAUCACAUUGACAUACAUACAAUAUAAAUUAUAAAAUUUGCAUAUAUUACAUGUACAUUAAAAAAAAAUCUGUUAACGACACCACACAACAAAUUGUUACACCGACAAUAAUUUAUAUUUUUAGAUGUGUUUCGGUGCGCCAGUGCUAUAAGCGUUGAUUAAAUUUUUAGCAAAACACAUAUUAUAUAGAAUUUGUAGAUUACAAAAAAUCAUUAUUCCUUUAUAACAGCUUUUGAAAUAUUAAUCACAAGAAUGAAAGGAGAGAAAAUGUAAAACGCCUAUGCCUUUUUUACAUUACUUAUGAUUUAGCAUUGAUUACACAAUAAAAAAACCUAACAGUAAAAUAUUCAAAUUCUGUCGCGUAUCGUAAAAUAGUAAUGAUAGAAAAGGGAAAAAGAUAAUUAUAAUAAAAUUCCAUUAUGCACAAUAAAUCAAGUUAAAAAAAAAAAAAAAAUCUGAUAAUGCCAUGUCCUCUCGACCAUUACUAGCCAAAAUAUGUGACUAAUAUAAUCUAAGAAAAAAAGGAAGAAUAUAAUAAGGACUUAGAAAUAUGGGGAAAGGAUACGCUACAUAUGAAUAUGAAAAAUAUACAUCUUACUUUCCUGAAAAAUAAAACAUAAAUGGAGAGUAAGAAAAAAAUUUGAGCUUGUACGGCUACAAAUAGUGCAUAUGUAGUUCUCGUAAAUGUUUAUAGCCAUUUGUAAUUAAUUCAAAUUUUAUAUGUACAAUUGUGUAAAGCUUUAUAAAGAUCGGUAAUAUCUCACUGAUCAUUAUAAAGCGAUAUUUAUCAUUUAAAAUCAUAUUUAGAGCUGCUCUUUCCAUUGUUAAUAUUAUAAAACGCAUUUCGCAAAACACACUUCAAAUAUUACCUGUACAGAGUAUAUACUCUAUUGAAAUAUACAUCUUACGUAAAAUUCUCAAAAUAAGUAAACAUACUUCUACAACUACAAAUCAUUACUCUGUGAUUUAGAUUUCAAUUAAUGACAUACUAAGAUUAUAACAUACCACCCACUGCAAUCAUUUUGUAAACAUAAAAAUGACCAGCCAUGGAUUUAUCAUAUAUCAAUAUCAAUAUCAAUAAUAUAUAGAAAAUCUAGAAUAUUAAUCAAAAUCAAGAUUAGAAUAGAGCGCAAUUAAAUAUAAAUUCUACUAAUUAUACAAUAAUUAAAUUGCAGCUGUUAAUUCUAAGGAUAUAUCUAUCCGAUAAACAGCUAAUAUUAUACAACUAGUCAUUGUGCCCAAAUCUACUCUCGCUCGCGACAAUCUCAUAGCGAAAUAUCGAUGCGAAUUCGUGAAUCUAAACGGAACUUAUGAUGCAUGGAUACGAAAUGAUGCAACAAGGAGACAUUCACAUACAGAGAGAAAUAUUCUAGCUUCAAGGAUCUGAUCUUAAUGACUCACCGAUAUUAAGAGUUAUACAAAUCGUAACGAUAUAGAGGUAAAUAUGUAUUAUAAAAUUAAAUAAAAAAAAAAACAAAAAAA
Molecule: messenger RNA, 6978 nt
Organism: Cataglyphis hispanica
Lineage: Eukaryota; Metazoa; Arthropoda; Insecta; Hymenoptera; Formicidae
Product: tumor necrosis factor receptor superfamily member 4-like
Exons: 2
Coding region: 303-863 (186 amino acids)
Molecular function (GO): protein binding
Source: RefSeq, a predicted model, not a curated record